This is a messenger RNA of Oncorhynchus gorbuscha (pink salmon), 2871 nucleotides long. RefSeq names its product piggyBac transposable element-derived protein 2-like. The coding region runs from base 177 to 2519 and encodes 780 amino acids. Lineage: Eukaryota; Metazoa; Chordata; Actinopteri; Salmoniformes; Salmonidae. The record is from RefSeq and is a predicted model, not a curated record. The transcript is spliced from 5 exons.
CAUGCCACUGACAAAUGCUGAAAAGCAAAGAAGAUACAGGCAAAGACUAAAGGAGAAGGGGAGUUAUGAGGAGGUCAAAGAAAAAGACAGGAGGAGGCACAGUUUGAGAAAAGCAAAGGCUAAAAGCCAAGGAAAAUGGCAUGAGUUUCAUCAUCAUCUGCUGAAGAUGGAUCAAUAUGGGAGAUAUGAAAGCAGUGGUCAGCCAGGAGAGCUUUUUGAUCCCUCACUGCAUUGGAGGCAGGUCAAAGAGGAAGGCUGAAGAAUGUGAGAUUCAGCAAAGCCAAGGGUCAGCAGUUUCAUUAGGAGUUGAAAUAUCCCAGGUUUGUCUAAAGGAGGACCCAAUUGAACAAAAUCCCUCCUUUGAUACAGUUUCAGACAUCCAUGGAGUCACAGAACAAGAGCGUGUACAUAAACACAUUAAGUAUCUCAAAGUAAAGGUGCUGCCUUCUCUAGUCCCAGUCAAAGAGUCUGAAGAAUGCCCCCUUGUGCCAGUAGAUGAAAUUGCCUCAAUUACAGUGAAGGAUGAAGAGAAUGAAGACUGGUUGAAGUCAGAAGAUGAGGAUCUUCUGAAAGUGUCAGUGCCUUGGGAGCUGUUGGAAACAUCACCAUCAUCAUCAUGUUCAGAUACAGAGGACAGUGAUAAUGUGCGGCACAUGGACACAAAAACCCUCAGUAGAAAGAGGCUAAGAGCUGCUGUGGCCAUUCUACCACAGGAUCCUCUGGAUUCAGAGGUGGAAGACCUAAGUGACUCAGAAGAUGAUGACCUAGAGGAUAUUCCAAAACCAGGAGAUCUGGAGGAUGAGUCCCCUUCUAAGCUUACAAAAGGAGAUGCUUCCCCAUACCCUAAAACCGCAGAGUCUCCCAAGAGGAAGAAGAGAAAAGGCAGAAAUGUAAUUAUAUUGGUUCCUAAAGACACAUAUAACCACAAUCUCAACACAGUUGUAAGCCCAUUUAAUUCUAGUUCCUUCAAAACACAGCCAAGACAUCCGCUUUGGAAGAAGGCCGACAUAGAUUCCUUCCAAGUUCCAGAUCCAGUGUUUGUGGCACCACAGUGUGUUCAAUCCCCCUAUCAAUAUUUCAAGAUGUUCUUCACUGAUCAGAUGAUUGCACACAUUGCUGAGCAGACCAACCUUUACUCUGUUCAACAGACUGGAUCCGCAAUCAACACAAACUCUGGAGAAAUUGAGGAUUUAUUGUCUAUGCUUCUCUACAUGGGUGUUUUUGACUUUCCAACCUUUGUGGACUACUGGCAUUCUGACUCUCGCUUCCCACCUGUGGCUGAUACCAUGUCUGUGAGAAGGUUUCAGUCACUCUGCAGGUUUCUUCACUUCAAUGACAACAUGCAAAAUAAUCACAGUCCUGACCGCUUCUACAAGAUCCGACCUCUUUUUAACAUGCUGCGUCAACAGUGUCUCCUCAUACAGCCAACCAACAGGCAAAGCAUAGCUGAAGUCAUGGUAGCUUACAAAGGCACCAAAGCAGGAAAUCUUUGUCAUUACAAAUCUAAUCAGCAUGACAAAUUUGGUUUUAGGUUAUUCUGUCGGGGCAGUUCUUCAGGAAUUAUCCAUGACCUGCUACUGUACCAAGGGGAUACAACAUUUCUCAACAGUGGGCUAAAUGAAGAUGAACAGAAUCCUCUGCUGAGUACCAAGGUUGUCACCACCCUCUGUACAUCUAUUGCAGAGCCAGAGGAUACAGUUGUUUUCUGUGACAACUACCUCAUCAGUCUUGACCUGGUAAAGUCCCUGCAGGCCAGACUGGGUGUGAGGUGUAUUGGCACUGUGAGAGCAAACGGCACAGGUGGAGCAACUGCAAUGGAUGACAAGGAUCUUGCAAAGCUAGGGCGUGGAGCAUACGACUACUGUUCUCAAGAGGGGGUGAUUGCUGUCAGGUGGUUGGACAAAAAGAGCGUCUCAAUACUAAGCAAUGCGUGUGGAAUUGAACCUCUGGGGUAUGUUAGGCGGUUCUGUCGGGAGACCCAUCAAAAGAUUGAUAUCACAUGCCCAUCAGUCAUGUUGGCUUAUAUUCAAGCAAAGGAGGGCAUCGAUCUGUCUGAUAUGCUGGUGCGUCUGUACAAGACACCUAUGAAGGCACGCCGGUGGUACCUACCUCUGUUUGGAUACAUCCUUGAUCUGUGCAUUGCCAAUGGUUGGCUGAUGUACAAGCGGGACUGUGACCUUCUCAAGGAAAAACCAGUGCACCUAAAAAGGUUUCGUUUGUCUGUGGCAGGGACUCUAAAAGUAGUCAAUAAACUCCCAACCAGGUUUGGCCAACCAUCAGUUCCUCCAAAUCCACACACAACUCCAAAGCAGCUGCACAAUCCCAGAGCCUUACAGCCUACAGCAGAUGUCCGUUAUGACUGCCUUGGACACUGGCCUAUCUUUGGGGAACAGAGAGGAAGGUGCAACCUGUGCGUCAAGGGCGUCUCGAGGUGGAAGUGUUCCAAGUGUGGUGAUGGAAAGUUGUUUUUGUGUCUGAACAACAAGCAGCAGUGCUUUGUGUGUUAUCACCAGAAGUGAUCAUUAUCAGAGCACAAUAUUAUGUUGGCUUUUUGUUAUAUAAAAAAAUAUUUAUUCGAAAACAUUAGUUUUUGAUGUUUUCCUAUUAUAUGGAAGUUUCCAUGAAGUUGAUGGACAAUCUAAUUUUUCUCAGUGUUUCAACAUUGAUACUGUUAAUUGUGGCCAUUUUUGCUGUUACUGUGAUGCCUAUAAUUUGGACGACCAUGAAGUAAAGGUUACUUUUUUACUUAUGUUUUACUUCACUUGAACAUGUUUUUGUAUUAUUGUUUCAUAAUGACAUGUACAUUUACUAAGGUUUACUGAAUUAUUAUAAUUUGUGUUGCACAAAUAAAAAUGUGCUACUUGUUUCUCA